GAGCAGUAGGGGGACAAACCGGCAUUUGAAAUCCCAAUGUGUCAGGUACGGAUUUAACAUCCGAGUGGCCUGUGUUCGUGAAAACGGGGAGAAUACGCUAGAAGGCGGGGGACGUCAGAAAAGGGCUCGACGAGGAAGCCGCCGAGGUUUUAGUGACCGUCUGCACACCCGGAUUUGAGGAUGCACUUGACCGAGUUUGAGACCCCCGACAUGUCGGCCACUGCGGUAAUGCCCUCCUCCGUGGAGCUGGAAGCCCGCAGCACUGAUGACAUCAUCGUGUCUCUAGAUGACAUCACCGUGGAGGCUAAUGAGUCGUCAGAGGAGGAGGUGCUCUGUGAGAUAGAAGAGAAAACGGGGGCCCUGGCCAGUAUCAACCCCUCACCCCCUACGACCAGGCUAGAGGAAGUACAGACACAGCAAGGCCACGUCCCACGGCCGGACUCCCUGGGCCUGGCCGCGUCCGAGUCGCCGCUGUGGACCUCCAGGGGCGACUGCGAGGUGAAGCUGAGGCUGGCGGAGUCGGGCCCGGCGGCAGAGCCCCCCGUCACCGUGAACCAGAUGUUCAGGAAGGCGGUGGAGAGGUUCGGGAAGCACACGGCGCUGGGCUGGAAGGAGAGCGAGCAGUGGAGGACGGCCAGCUACGAGGAGUACUACCAGCUGUGCCGCACGGCCGCCAAGGGCCUCCUCAAGCUGGGUCUGGAGCGGUACCAUGGUGUCGGUAUCCUGGGCUUCAACUCCCCGGAGUGGUUCAUCACGGACAUCGCUGCUAUUUUGGCAGGCGGGUUUGCGGUGGGCAUCUACACCACCAACUCCCCGGAGGCGUGCCAGUAUGUGGCGGAGAACUGCCAGGCCAACAUCUUGGUGGUGGAGAACCACAAGCAGCUGCAAAAGAUCCUGCAGAUUCAAGACAAGCUUCCACAUCUGAAAGCCAUAAUUCAGUAUAAGGAUUCUCUGAAGGAAAAGAAACCAAAUUUAUACACGUGGGCGGAGUUCAUGGCCUUGGCACACGACGUGCCAGACCAGCAGCUGGAUGACAUCAUCGCCAGUCAGAAGCCCAACCAGUGCUGCACCCUGAUCUACACCUCGGGCACCACAGGGCAGCCCAAGGGUGUGAUGUUAAGUCACGACAACCUGACAUGGACAGCCUACUCCACGGGACAGAACCUGCGGCUGAGUGAGGCCGACGUGGCCCAGGAGGUGGUGGUCAGCUACCUGCCCCUGAGCCACAUCGCCGCGCAGAUGAUUGACAUCUGGCUCACCAUGCAGGUCGGCGGCGCCACCUACUUUGCGCAGCCGGACGCCCUGAAGGGUUCGCUGGUGAACACGAUGCGGGACGUGCGACCCACAGCCUUCAUGGGAGUCCCCAGGGUGUGGGAGAAGAUGCAGGAGAAGAUGAAGUCGGUGGGGGCCAAGUCAUCCACCGUGCGCCGGAAGGUGGCCAGCUGGGCCAAGGGGGUGGGGCUCCAGACCAACCUGAGCCGGAUGGAGGGGGAGAUGGCACGCACCCCCCUGAACUACCGGCUGGCCAAGAAGCUGGUGUUCCGGAAGGUCCGUAAGGCUCUGGGCCUGGACCGUUGCCGGAAGUGCUACACAGGCGCCGCCCCCAUCACCAGGGACACACUGGAAUUCUUCCUUAGCCUGGACAUCCCUGUGCACGAACUGUACGGCAUGAGCGAGUGCUCGGGCCCCCACACCAUCUCCCUGCCCGAAGCCUUCCGCCUCACCAGCUGUGGGAAAGUCCUCCAGGGCUGCGAGACCAAGAUCUCGAACCCAGACAGUGAGGGGAACGGCGAGAUCUGCUUCUGGGGCCGCCACGUCUUCAUGGGCUACCUCAACAUGCCCGAGAAGAUGGAGGAGGCGCUGGACGCGGAGGGCUGGCUGCGCUCUGGGGACCUGGGCAAGCACGACGCCGAAGGCUUCCUCUACAUCACCGGCCGCAUCAAGGAGCUGAUCAUCACGGCCGGGGGCGAGAACAUCCCCCCAGUGCCCAUCGAGGACGCGGUGAAAGAGGCCAUGCCACUGAUCAGCAACGCUAUGCUCAUUGGUGAUAAGAGGAAGUUCCUCUCGAUGCUGCUCACCGUCAAGUGCCGGGUGAACGGCGACACGGGCAUCCCGGAGGACGAGCUGACGGAGGAGGCGGUGGAGGAGUGCCGUAAACUGGGCAGCAGUGCCACCCGGGUAUCCCAGAUAGCUGGCGGGAGCGACCGGCUCAUUCACGGCGCCAUCCAGGAGUGCAUCAACCGCGUCAAUGAGAAGGCGGUCUCCAAUGCUCAGCGCAUUCAGAAGUGGACUGUGCUGGACCAGGACUUCUCUGUCAUGGGUGGAGAGCUGGGCCCGACCAUGAAGCUGAAACGACCAGUGGUAAUGAAGAUGUACAAGGAGCACAUCGAGAAUUUCUACACGGAAGCGGUGACCCCCACCACCCCCGAUAACCCUCUGCCCCCCAAAUAAGGCUCUGCAGAGGGCCCGGGUUCCAGGGGCCGGACGGGCAGGGGGACGCAGUGAAGAGACCCAGAGGUCAGAGAAGCAGUGGUUCCCGGCCGGAGAGCUCAGUCGUGCUUAACACCACCUUGGGAAGUUCUGAUUGUAAAUGUUUCCGUUUGUGUGGUUGUUGUACAUAAUGAACUAAGACCCUUGGGGGGGAAAAAACUAUUAAAUUGUUCUCAUGUUUUUACGAUAUUUAUAAGCUGAUUGUUAUUAAUAUCAUUGUAAUUAUUACUACUGUGAUGAAGUACAAUAAUUCCGUAAUUGUACUAUUUACUCUGCAAAACCAUAUGAAAAUCCAAAGUGGAAUUUGAAGGAGUUUUCAUGAAAUGGAAUUCCUGUCAAAUUGUCAGGGUUCUUUUUUUGUAUUUUGUUUCGGUUAAUUUUAUUUAUUCCUUCGAUGUUGCCAAAGUUACAAAGAGGCCAGGGCAUGUUAGGUUUCUCAGUGGAUUGUGGAAAAUCCUCGGUUUUCUCGCCAUGUGACUUAAAGACGUGAAAAAGCGUGAAAGAGCUCUGAAGCGAGCUGUCGUUUUAGCGUAGCGGUUUGUUCUUUUGCUUGUAGGUAUAAUUCCCCAUGUGUUCAUGCAGGAGAACUGCCUUCUCCAGAUUUGUCUGUGACGGCUGGUCCUGAAUGUUCUUGCAUAAUUGUAUCUUGACAGUGAAGCUUCGAUUCCUUUAAAAAUGUCUUAAUUCAGCCAUAUCGUAUCACGUUAACACCCAUAGAAUCAACAGUGUGUUUAUAAUAUAAUGAAAUGCAUAUAUUAGUGUCACACUGUGGAUUUUAGAUUUCACUACUCCGGGUACGUAACCAAAAACCCAUUUAAAAACUAUUGCAUGGAGUAACCAAGACCAAGCUCAGAUAAUCCCGAUCGUCUCUGCUGUUCUAAUGCUACCCGUAGGGUGAAGGAAUUCAGGCAGUCGGGCUCCGAUCUGAUCCUUUUCAUUGUUGGGCGACUGAUGUAUCGAUUGUGACUGAAGCUGUGAGCAGAGUUGGGCUUCAGCUCUGGGUCUGCAGCAAGCAAUUUCUAUUAAAAGUGAAAACGCUGACUGAAAAUCAA
Messenger RNA from Brienomyrus brachyistius, 3542 nucleotides. RefSeq names its product acyl-CoA synthetase bubblegum family member 2 (gene acsbg2). Gene Ontology annotation, cellular component: endoplasmic reticulum; membrane. The transcript is spliced from 15 exons. Lineage: Eukaryota; Metazoa; Chordata; Actinopteri; Osteoglossiformes; Mormyridae. The record is from RefSeq and is a predicted model, not a curated record. The coding region runs from base 181 to 2451 and encodes 756 amino acids. Gene Ontology annotation, molecular function: long-chain fatty acid-CoA ligase activity.